GCUGUCCUCGUCGUCGUCUUCCUCCGCCGCCUCGUCCUCAUCCCCCCCCCUUUUCCUUCUCUUCGCAGCUCUGCGCAGUCUCCUCGCCUUCCUUUUUCAUAGCCGUCCCUCUGCCCAACAUCCUUGCGGGCACUCAUGCACCUUGAUGGUCGAGCCAGCUUGACCAGAUACUGAACGCCCAGGCCAGAUGACAAUGUCUUUGGUCUCACUCACCCUACUCACCCUAUACUUCUUGUGUGACGCUGGCGCCAUGGCCAGGGGCACACACCAUCAAUUACAUACGUGUGAACAUGUCGGAUGCUUGGAUUCGUUUUUGUUGCAGGCCUCAGUGGACGUAUCGCACGAAGAUCAAGGUGGCCUGCAGCAUCAUGCCCUUCGUUCGCGAAGUAAUCGAACGAUGACGCGGGCGGAGCGUUACGCCGAUUUGCGACGCAGCCGUCGUGUCGCCACGCAGUCAGAACCAGUCACGACGCCGACCUGUGUAGAUACAGCCAAUGGGGCCACGAACAGGUUUGGUCACUCGUGCGAAGUAUAUUCGCACGAUCCUGAUGAGCCCUAUACAGGUAUUUGCAUGGACCCUUAUUAUGACGAUGACGAUUUCACCUCCAGAACAAUGUGCUGCGUCUGUCCAGAAGAGUGCAAAGAGAGCGAGACACUUGAUAAUCCUGAAGGGUGUGAGGAUUGGAUCCACUUUGCGGAUUCGAAUGAGGAUGGCUUCGGGAGGGCAUCCCAUUCAAAUCUUGCUGGACUUGGUCCAGAAUUCCAUAAGCCCAAAGAGCUGAGAUACUAUGGAGUCGGCAAGCUUUCUAAUGGUGUGAACGUCGACAUCGUCUUUGUCAACACGAGCGCGUAUGUCCCCAGGAACACCCAAUGGAACACGAUAAGCGGGGCCCAGGCGACUGUGAAUCUCCUUAUUGGGGAAUUCGCCACUCUCAGAGGGGAGUUCGUGAGAAACCACACUUUCUGCCCCGAGAAGCCGAUCCUGCCAAAGAUCACGUUUUGUGACAUCGACCAUUACAAGGAUGGGGAGAACGAGGUAUUGUACCUCGACGGGGUAAGCGCAGUCUACACAGUCGACGGUGACAUCGAUUUCGAUAUGGAGUUGUAUGAGUUUGACACGGUCGUAAACGAUACGCCAGUUCCGUUGUCCUACGUCACAGAAACGAUUCCGACUCUGGUUCCAGGCAGGAACUCCAGGAGGUACUCAGCCAGCUCGGGUGGCAAAUUUGGAGUUAAGACCGUCUCGCGGAUGUACGGCCACGGCUGCGACAAUCCAACGGACCAGAACCACCUGAUCAACAUCACGUGCCCCGAUGAGACGGCCGAGACCGUGGACCAGGCGAAGCGGUGCUUCAUGGCCGAGUUCUCCGACACAAGCGAGUUCAGCGUCGGGUUCAAGAUCCUGACGGACAAGCCCGAGGAGUACAUCCAGCAGUGGGGCCGCAACUUCGCCAUGGCCGGGACGUCCACGUUCUUUGCCCGUGAGGGCAGCCGGACCUGCAUCACGAGGGCACCCACGGCAGCUCCCACCGCGGCGCCGACGGCCUUCCCGACGGUCGCCCCGACGGCCGCACCGACAGCUUUCCCGACGGCCGCGCCGACGGCCGCACCGACGGCCGCCCCGACAGCUGCGCCGACAGCCAGGCCGACAGCCGCACCGACGAGCAAGCCCACGCCUGCCCCGACAGAGACGCCGACGGGUGCGCCCACGGGCGCGCCCACGGCUGCCCCGACAGAGACGCCGACGGGUGCGCCGACAGCUGCACCGACAUCGUCUCCGACCGCCGCGCCGACCGACGAGCCGACCUCUGCACCCACAGCUACGCCUACAGCUGCACCGACAUCUGCACCAACAAGCGCUCCCACGCCCUCACCGACAGUGGCGCCAACCAGUCCGCCGCCAACUGGACCUGCAGUUGCAGGCGCAGGACCCAUGGCCACGUCAUCAGCUUCUGGGAUGACGCCGUUUACGACAUCAGCGGGAGUCGUGCUGGUGCUUCCAGCAUCUCCCGGAGCGGAACGGGUGGUAGUGUCGACCGAGUCCGUUUUCGCAAUAGGGCAAUCCAUCCUAAUCUCUGGCGGCGGGCACUCAGAAGUCCACGCGAUCGUGAGCUUUGGAUCUAUCGUGUUGGACUCGCCAUUGACCUUCGCGUUUCCAGCGGGCUCCAUAGUUGUGGCAACAACACCUCUGCCCACACCCGCGCCUACACUUGCACCUACACUUGCACCUACACCUGCACCUACCACACCAGUGGCGCCGGUAGCAACAUCUGCUGCUGGGUCUAUGGCGCCAGUGCAGUCGAGCGCAGUAGGCGACCCACACAUGGUCAACGUGCAGGGACAGCGCUUCGAUUUGAUGCAGCCAGGUGUGCACGCCCUCCUUCACAUACCCAUGAAGGCGCGGCUGUCAAACGUGCUACUUCGUGUGGACGCCGACGCCCAGCAGGUCGGUGGCGCUUGCGCGGACACCUACUUCAUGAGCGUCAACAUCACGGGGAAGUGGGUGGAGGCCAAGGUCCACGCGCUCGGGCAGGCCGAGGGUCGGGGACUGUACUACACGGCGGGCAGCGGAGCAGCCCACACGGGCACCAAGUGGAUGGUUUUUGGGACCGUGCGGCUGAAGGUGGUCCACGGCCGCACCCAAGCCGCGGUGGCGGACCCUACCUGAACUUCUUCGUCCGCAACCUCCGGGAGGCGGGCUGCCUCGUGGGCGGGCUCCUCGGGGAGGACGACCACACAGAGGCGGCCACCCCGACCAGAGCAUGCAGGAGGAUCCUGGACAUCUGAC
Molecule: messenger RNA, 2788 nt
Organism: Prorocentrum cordatum
Lineage: Eukaryota; Dinophyceae; Prorocentrales; Prorocentraceae
Source: the annotation of a GenBank genome assembly